CAGAGCAGUGCAAGGCACAGAGACAGAUACUCACGCUCUCUCUGCCUUCUUCCACGCACACACUGACACAUGCUCAUGCACGCUGAAGGCAACUUCCCUCUAUCGGACUGACACUACACUCUCGCCAGGAUAGCACACUCCCAUUCCCCACUGAAGAAGAGGAUAAGGAGUGACAGAUCAGGAAAAAAGAAAAUACAGAAAAAUCUAAAGAUUCCCAGGUGAAGAGGAAGACGGAGCCAACAUUUACUCCAGUCUAUGCUUACGACCACUAAGAGAGAAUUGUGAGACUGGCAGCUGCAAGUGGAAACGUAAAGGUAAAGAUGGCAAACCUUGUGACAUCGUUGUGCUGUGUAGUUCUGGCCGCAGUGGUGGUAGCCUACGCUCAGAGGCGCAGUCAGCUUGUUGCAAGAAACCAGUACGAGCGGAGAGGCAGCGAUGUCACCAUGCAGUGCGGCUCCCUGGAAAGUGAUGCAUCAGUGUCAUGGAAGGUGAACGGGACAGACAUCGAGGCCCAGCACCAACUGAAUGGACCCAAACUGAUUCUGACCCAGGUUGACCUUGACCACAAUGGACUCUACAGCUGCUUUCAGAACCCGCAUGGAGAAAGACGUGAUACCAUCUUCCUCCACAUUGGCAUUCCCCCUCAGGAGCCCAAAGUCACCUGUCGGUCCAACACCUACCCUAAAGGUUUCUACUGCAGCUGGCACCUGACGCAUCCGACGUACAUACCCUCCAGCUUUGAAGUGGAUGUUCAACACAACCAGCACUCACUCUAUGUGCAGAAAGAUCCCGUCCACAAGAAUCGCUGUCAUGUACAGUUCCCAGAGGUCUUCUCCAGCAGCCCAUACAAAGUUAAUGUGACAGCGGUAAACGCCUUAGGAAAAGCCUCCACUACCCUGUCCUUUGAGGAGUCCACUAUAGUAAAACCGGACCCCCCAGAGCGUGUGACGGCAUCCCCGAUUCGUUUAAACCCUCGAAGGCUGGAGGUGUCCUGGCACAGCCCCGCCACAUGGCCCGAUAUAGACGCGUUUCCUCUUAAGUACUUCCUUCGAUACCGGCCACUCAUUCAUGACAGGUGGCAGCAUGUGGAGCUCCUUGACAGCACUUCGCACACCAUUACUGAUGCCUAUGCAGGGAAGGAAUAUAUCAUACAGAUAGCUGCAAAGGACACAGAAAUUGGAACAUGGAGUGACUGGAGUGUUGCUGUACAUGCCACACCCUGGAUUGAGGAUCCUCUGCCAAUCACUACUACAACUGAAGUGGACUUUCCUAAUGAGACGAAGACUUCUCCCAUACCAUCCUCCAAAGCGCCGCAGAAGGCCGAGCCUCCGGUGGGCAGAGCUGCCAGGGUCGUCACAUUUUUCUCUCCUUUGCUGUUAGGGAUGAUGCUGUUGUUCAUGUGAUGUUUUAAUCCCAUGGAGUGACAACAGGUGGGAGGAAGAACAGGAUAAAGAGGCGGAGGCUGAUGUUUUUUCUAUUUUGCACAUGUUUUUGAGGAUACAGUGCAUUGAUCAUAUCUGUCCAUCACACAGUUACUCACCAAAAUUUCUUAAGAGGGGAAAUCAGACAGUCAUUGUUGGCUGACGGGGACAAAGACAUUCUUCAGAGGAACUUUUGCAAAACGACAACAUUGACAACAAGAGCAGCAGCAGAGGCAGCAGAACAACCACCACAGCAGCAGCAACAGCAUCAAAGUGAUUAAUGUUACGCCCCUGUGGCUUCAAUGAGCCGCGGCAGACUGAUUUGUUGGUUUGUUUGGUUCAGGAAGCUCCUUCUCCAACCAAGAAAACCACCACAUUGUUCUUUUUUUAUUCAUUAAUUGACUUUCUCCCUUACUUUUAAACUGCAGAGCGCUUCACAGACAAACGCACGCUUAUCGCAGUCGUGCCUUUGUGUGUGUGGCUACUGUAGCGUCCCCACAUACAGCUCAACCAUCAUGCCAAAGACUCAUAAACACCCCAACCAAGUGGCUCCAAAUUCUUUCACUGAGCUUCCCGAAGCUUGUGCCUGUGCUCAGAAAGUGUGUACAUAUGCAAGUGGAGUGGUGACGCUGAAAAGUGCUAAAUGUAUCAAACCUGAGGAUAUUUGCAGCUCCUGUUUGUGUACUGACACACACGCACACACACACGCACACACCGUUUAGACAAAGACGCCACUGUAAGCCUCCAUCAGACGGUGCUCCGCACGCCUCCAACGACUAAAUCAAACCGCUGGAGGGAGCCUUUAUUCGAUCUGGGGACUAACACUUUGAAGAAUUCAGUAAUGGUAGCUCGACUUAUCUAGACCGUUAGCUUUACAUUGUGCUUACAGCGAGUGAUAAGAAGGACCUGGAUUGUAAGAAAAAUAAAAAUAAAAAAAGAUUUAAAAAAAAAAAUAAAGUAAAUAAAAAUUAAAUAAAAAUAAAAAGAACAAAAAUAAAGUGGUAUGUCGGUUUCUGUUUCUGCUCUAUGCUGUAAAAAAAAACAGUAACAUUAAUCUGUUGGCUUUCCAAAGUCUGGCGCCUUUACAAACAUUUUAUUAUUUUUCAGUUUACAUUUUAAUAGCCAAUAUCAGCAGGUAUUAUUAUGUUAUACAAAUAAAUAUUGAUGUGUUUAUUGUAAUUUUUGAAUUUUAUGGACAAAUAAUAAAAAGAUGCAUAUAGGGCUUUAGUUUUUUUUUUUGUUCCCUUUGUUUUUUUUCAGACAUUCAUAAUGGCUUACUUUCUUGAUUCUAUUUUGUAAACUAUGAUAUGUAACUUUAACAAUGAACAAAGUUUAUUAUUUAAUAUUAUUAAUAAUGAUAAUUAUAAUGUAUGUAUUAGCAUUAGAAUGUCGUAACCUGUACCUGGGGUCUUUUUUAUAGAUGUAUAUACAAUGACAGGUUUCAACCAUUAAAUGUGACCAUUUCACAAUGAA
Molecule: messenger RNA, 2894 nt
Organism: Poeciliopsis prolifica (blackstripe livebearer)
Lineage: Eukaryota; Metazoa; Chordata; Actinopteri; Cyprinodontiformes; Poeciliidae
Gene: cntfr
Product: ciliary neurotrophic factor receptor
Exons: 12
Coding region: 321-1403 (360 amino acids)
Biological process (GO): cytokine-mediated signaling pathway
Cellular component (GO): signaling receptor complex; membrane; external side of plasma membrane
Molecular function (GO): cytokine receptor activity; cytokine binding
Source: RefSeq, a predicted model, not a curated record